GUGGAAGUGAAUCUGUGCAGAUUACAGGAAGUAAAGCAAACAUGAAAUCAAACCAUAAAAAGAACCAGAGGCGAGUAAUAAUAGCUGCUGUGUAUGAUUUACAAACGUACUGUUGAUCUGGAGGUUUGCAAACAAGUGCAGAUGGCAUGAAAGGAUUCAGCUAUAAAACACACACACACACACACACACACACACACACAUGUGUGUAUAUAUAGCGGUUCAUAAGAAAAUACUAUUUGCCGGAAGCAGAACAUCACAUGGGUGUCUAAUGCACCGAAUAACGGAGUGGCAUCUUUACUCGAUGAUAGAGACGAGCCACAUCUGUCAAACUGCAGAUUUUACAUCUGUUCUUCAUUUAUCAGAGUCUGUCAGAAUAACGUCAAAAUUAAGUUAAUUUCUUAAAGUGACAGUAAUUAAUUUCCCGAGGACGGUUGCUCAGCGCUGAGAAGCUCGGAUUGAAGGUAAUUGAAGGGUUUUAUUGUGCCCUCACAUGGACUGUUUUCUUUUUCUUUUCUUAUCGCUUUCGUUUCAGCCGAUGCAUCGCAGUUAAUCUGUUCGUUUGUCGUUUUACAGGAAAAAUUACAGAGACAUUUCCAAAGGUACGCCUGUAUAAUGAGAGGACGGGCUGGCUGCUGUUUGCUCUGAUCGAUAUGUAUCAGGGAGGGUUUGCUUUUUAAAAUCAAUGUAGUGUCAUAAUAUAAAACGGUGUAUGCAAAAAGAAAAAAAAGUAUUGAACAUCUGUACUGUUAUUGCUCAUUUCUGAAUCGCUUUGUCUGCUAAUGAAUAUAAUACAGAGAGUAACUGAGGACACGCCCUCUGAACAAUUACUAAUCAUACUGGCUAAUACUCAAUAAAAACAGAAACAUGUCUCUUUUUGCAAAUAAUGUCUCUUUAUGCAGUUAUCGUUCUGUGUAUUAUGUUAAAAGCCACAAAUAAUAUAGUCUCUUUGUUUUAUUUGGACAGACACACAGGAGUCUGGCAGCUAGACUAAUAUGUUUUUAAUAUCGUUAGGAUUUAUAAAAAUUAAGAUAACAUUUCAUGACCUUUACGCCUUUUGGAGAUCACAGAUUUCUUUGCAAACUGAUUAUGCUAAACUAUGUAAUCAACUAGAAUAAAUAUGCAUUUUUGUAUUAAAUCUAUCCAGUAAUUUCCCGUGGCUGCCUCUGGUGGACCACAGCAGUGAUCUUUCUCAGUGAAAUUUAUAAAACUAAUAUUUUCCUCAGAAGGACUUGUAUGCUCAAAUAAUAGAGCAUGGCGCUAGCAACAUCGAGAUCAUGGGUUCGAUUCCCAGGAAAAGCAAGAGCUGAUAAAAUGUAGAAACUGUAGCUUGAAUGCAAUGUAAGUCGCUUUGGAUAAAAGCGUCUGCUAAAUGCUUAAAUGUAAAUAUUAGUCAUAAUGGGCCACACCUAUGUCAAAUCAUAUCUGCAACAACAACAGAUCCAGAUUCUGUUGAUAACUUCUGCUCCAGCAUGGUCUGGUGCUGACAUGUGGGAGUUACAAAACAUAGGGUUUUUAUCAAAAUAGAAUAGUUAUGUUAUGUUAUAGAGCAACAUAAUGAUUAAUACAUGUUUGCAGUUAUCAGUCAAAAUGUAAGGUAGCUUAUUAUAGCAUCACCUUUGGCCUGUUUUCACAAAAUUCGAUACACACUUGUUUUCACAUGAUAUGAAAACAAUGUCCAUUUUCAUACUUGUGGACCAUUCAGAGUUUAUUAGCUCCUGAAAAUGUGCUGCUGGUGGCCAUGUUUGUUGGUUUGUUUGUUUAUUUAUUGAUUGAUUGAUUUUUAUUUUUUAUAGUUGAGUCAUCUUAGAAGAUAUGUUGCCCAACAAAGAAGAUUCAUACCAAUUUCAGACUUCACAGAUUAUUUAGUAACACCGUUAUUAAGGAAUUUUAAUUGUGAAGCCCCCUAUAGGUGCAAUUUUAGUUCAACUUGGCGAGCAUCCACAGAAUGUCAUGUGUAUAUUAAUAUAUUUUGUUGGGCUUGAGAAAAAAAAUAUGGUUUCUUGCCCUUAGGCUUUCAGAGUUAUGAUCCAAAAUGAAAAUUGCCUUCUUAUAGCGCCACCUAGUGUUAGACGGAUGCAUGUCUGGGCGCACGAGAUCCUGGGACCCUCCUGAAGACUGACGGUCUUUAAUGUCCAUUGACUUCUUUCGACAAAAUUCGCUGGACAAACUACACUCAUGUUUAGUUUUCUCUAGUGUUGCAGCCAGGCACGUGCACACAUAGACAUAAAAGGGGGCUUGAGCACCUGCCCUUUUUUCUGGGGAGUUUUUAUUUUUAUUUUUUUAAAUAUGUGUGCGUGUGUGUUUCUGUUUGCGCACAACUUUCCCUGUCAAACAAAUAAAAAAAAGAGGAAAUGUCAGGAAAAUGAGAAAAAUCUCAGGAAAUGAGAUUGUCGCGUUUCGAUGCCUCUCUCCCGUCCGCGUCUCGGCGCAGGCGCGCGCAGCACAGCAGUGUAGCUCACAUUAUUGAUCCGCGCAUGCACAUCACAGACAGAGGACCGCAGAAGUGAAGCCCACCCUUCCUCUCCAGUUGUGUUUGUCUUGGUGUGGAGGAGAGUGGUGAUAAACAAAAGACUAAGCUACCUGUGCCUCAAAUUAAUUAGCUAAUUAUCCAAAAGGUAAAUAUAGUUAAUUUGUCUUGCUAACAUAACUCACGAGAGAGCUACCGUGUAAACAAACAGUCCCCGCAGUGUCAGAGAUGGGAGGCGAUGCGCACCGCAGCCAGGGAGCCGCUCUGGAAUCAGCAGACUCUUGGGUCCGGUUUCACAGCUUUCUGCACGGCGGGACGUCGAGCCUGAUCUCCACGCUGACCACCGUCAUCACCUUCCCUCUGUACAAGACCGUCUUCCGGCAGCAGCUGCACAGCACGGCGGUGCGAAAGGCGGUGGCUCAGUUACUCAGCGAGGGUCCGGUGAAACUGUACCGCGGCGUGUUACCGCCCUUACUGAUGAGAUCCCUGAACGGGACGCUCCUGUUCGGCCUCCAGGACACCUUCCUGCAGCAGCUCCGGCUCUGGGACUGUGCUCCCAGCGCUGCUCGGCCGGCUCUGGCGGGUUUGGGUGCAGGUGUGCUGGAGGCCGUGCUCUUUACCCCAUUCGAGCGCGUGCAGAACGUCCUGCAGAACAGCAGGAAUGACUCCAGCCUUCCUACAUUAAGAAGCAUACUGUGCAAGCUAGUUUUGAGGCCGUUAGCGUCCGGAUACUACACUGCCUUCUUGCCCAUACUGGUCCGCAAUGCCUUAGGGAGCAGCCUGUAUUUUGGGCUGAAGGACCCCGUGUCUGAGACUCUCAGGGCUUGUGGCUGUUCUCCAGUAGCGUCCUCCUUCAUCACUGGUGUGUUGAACUCAGUGGUGAUCAGUCUGCCGCUCUACCCGCUCUCUGUGCUGGUGGCUAACAUGCAGGCUCAGGUGGACGGAGGACGCGGAGGGGUUAAAGGCAGCUGGCAGCAGCUUUGGGAUGCUCGUCAGCGCAGGCUGGCUCUUCUGUACCGUGGAGGAUCGCUGGUCAUCUUCCGCUCAUGCAUCACCUGGGGAAUCACCACUGCUAUAUACGACCAGCUGAAGAGGCACUCCAGAUGACCCCCAGAACCUCCAGAACGGCUCAGGUUAAUACUCAAUGCUGCUUUACUACAAACUUGAUGGAUUUCAGUUUGGCAGGGAUGUUAUUUACUGUAUCACCAAUUUGCUGAUGUAUGCACUGGUGCAAUAGUGAUGCAAGAUGUAUAAUGUAUAGCCAAUGUUAAGGAAUGAAGCUGUGCAGUUGCUCAGUUCUAUUAAAAUGUGAAACGAUC
Messenger RNA from Onychostoma macrolepis, 3786 nucleotides. RefSeq names its product solute carrier family 25 member 53-like. The record is from RefSeq and is a predicted model, not a curated record. The coding region runs from base 2696 to 3574 and encodes 292 amino acids. The transcript is spliced from 2 exons. Lineage: Eukaryota; Metazoa; Chordata; Actinopteri; Cypriniformes; Cyprinidae.